AGAGACACAAACACACACCAUUGUCAUUUAGCUGUUCUUGUUGGGCAGCUGAACACCCUGCUGUGCACUGCACAUCUCCCUCUCUGGAGAACAAUUCUCAGUUUGUCUUGCCUGGUUUUGCUCUAGUAGCUCAGAAGGAGAAGGUUUUACAGGCGCAAGAGCCAAGAGGUUGUUGAGAUAGGGUUUGAAGGGAUGGAGGAUGUGGUGAAGUUCAUCUUUGGAGUUUCUGGAAAUGUCAUUGCUCUCUUUCUCUUCCUAUCCCCAGUGCCUACCUUCUGGAGGAUAAUCAGAAGGAGAUCAACAGAGGACUUCUCAGGAGUGCCGUACAACAUGACGCUCCUCAACUGCCUCCUAUCAGCUUGGUACGGCCUGCCGUUCGUGUCCCCGAACAACAUCCUGGUGUCGACGAUCAACGGCGCGGGCGCGGCGAUCGAGGUCGUCUACGUGGUGGUCUUCCUGGUGUUCGCGUCGAGCCGGCGGACGCGGCUGCGGAUGCUGGGCCUGGCGUCGGCGGUGGCCGCGGUGUUCGCUGCCGUGGCGCUGGUGUCCCUGCUGGCGCUGCGGGGGGAGGGGCGCAAGCUCCUCUGCGGCAUCGCCGCCACCGUCUGCUCCAUCUGCAUGUACGGCUCGCCGCUCUCCAUCAUGAGGCUGGUGGUGAAGACGAAGAGCGUGGAGUACAUGCCGUUCCUGCUGUCGCUGGCGGUGUUCCUGUGCGGCACUUCCUGGUUCGUCUACGGCCUGCUCGGCCGCGACCCCUUCGUCGCGAUCCCCAACGGGUGCGGGAGCUUCCUGGGCGCCGUGCAGCUCAUCCUGUACGCCAUCUACCGGAACAGCGGCGGCAACAAAGCCGGCGCCGGGCGGGGCGGCAAGCAGCACGCCGCCGGCGGCGCCGACGACGACGUGGAGAUGGCCUGCGGCUCCGACGCGAAGGGCAGCAACAGUAAGGUCGCCGACGGCGUCGACGGCGCCGCCCGCAAGGAGGACCGGCUGGUCUAGCAAGGCAGUUCGCGGUCCACGGAAUCUGCUUACUGCGUGCUGAUACUAGAGCAGCAAGCACGCGUGUUAGCUACCGUCUCGAAGAAUUUCUUUUCCGGUUUCUCUUUCUCAUGUGCGAGUGCAAAUCGACGGUUCUCCUCUCCCGUGAUACGGGAGCGCGUGUAACAAUAUGUAUCAUGUACUGUCACGUAACCGUGUCGUUAUUGUCUUUACUACAUGGAAAGAAAAAUUAAUGAUCAAUCAAGCAGUCAAUGGCUUC
Molecule: messenger RNA, 1255 nt
Organism: Panicum hallii
Lineage: Eukaryota; Viridiplantae; Streptophyta; Magnoliopsida; Poales; Poaceae
Product: bidirectional sugar transporter SWEET1b-like
Exons: 6
Coding region: 193-996 (267 amino acids)
Biological process (GO): carbohydrate transport
Cellular component (GO): membrane
Molecular function (GO): sugar transmembrane transporter activity
Source: RefSeq, a predicted model, not a curated record